Guyanagaster necrorhizus is the source of this 2152-nucleotide messenger RNA. Its product is annotated as acetoacetate-CoA ligase. Lineage: Eukaryota; Fungi; Basidiomycota; Agaricomycetes; Agaricales; Physalacriaceae. Gene Ontology annotation, biological process: lipid metabolic process. The transcript has 15 exons. Gene Ontology annotation, molecular function: acetoacetate-CoA ligase activity. The record is from RefSeq and is a predicted model, not a curated record. The coding region runs from base 38 to 2062 and encodes 674 amino acids.
GUGAUCUCAUGUGAACUGUAACUUUUCUUAGCCCUUCAUGUCCUCCUACUUCGAUCAGUCGCGUUUGAUUUGGAAACCCUUGCCUCGAAACUGCACAGCAGUCGACGCCUUUAGAAGAUUCAUCAACCACAAGCACGGCUUCCAUUUACAGAACUAUCACGACCUGCACCAAUAUUCUGUUGAGGACUAUACGUUCUGGCUAGACUUAUGGGAGUAUUUACAUAUCGUUUCGUCCGUGCCCCCGAAUAAAUUACAAAUUACAAGUCCAGGACGCACACCCGAGGUUCCCGUCUGGUUCCCGGGCGCUCGUCUGAACUAUGCUGAGAAUCUUCUCAUACGGAACGAUGACAGCCUAGCGAUCAGUGCUAGCGGAGAGUCCGGAAAAGUCGUAGAUUAUACUUGGAAGCAACUCCGGGGCAUGGUUAGAGAGAUGGCAGCUGCCUUGAGGGUGAAUGGCUUGGUUGUUGGUGAUAGAGUAGCAGCUGUCGUCAGAAAUUCCGCAACAGCCAUCGUCCUUGCUAUCGCGACUGCGAGUAUAGGCGGUAUUUUCUCGUCUACGGCCACCGAUAUGGGCGCUGAGGGAGUGUUGGGUCGAUAUCGACAAAUCCAACCCAAGUUCUUCUUUUCGGAAUCAGAAGUAUUAUAUGCCGGGAAAGUUGUCAAUCUCAUGUCGAAAGCUUACGCUGUCAUUGAAGACCUGCAAGCACACGGCCUACAACAUGCAAUCUUACUCCCGAGUGGGAUCACAGGAAGAGAGCUGACUCCGAGACCCGGAUCGAAGUUGACGGCACUCUCGGCCUUCCUUGCAACAGGUGAUAACAGAGAACUAACGUUCGAGCAGCUUCCAUUCAGCCAGCCUCUGUUCAUUGUGUAUAGUUCGGGUACUUCGGGGCCUCCGAAGUGUAUCGUGCAUUCGGCCGGUGGUGUCCUUAUGACUGCCAAGAAAGAUGUCCAUCUCGGAGCUGAUCUCCACUAUGGUCAAACUUUGUUUCAGUAUACAUCUACGGGAUGGAUAAUGUGGACUCUCAUGCUUACUGCGCUAAGCUGUGGCGCGCACGUUAUCUGUUACGACGGAUCUCCUUUGCAUCCUGAUCUACGAACCUUCCUCAAGUUUAUCAAUGACCAGAAUGUUACUCUAUUCGGAACCAGUCCGCGUUUCCUGUCGGAGAUACAAAGCCAGGGAAUAAAGCCUUUGGAGCUAGCGCCUUUCGAAGCCCUUGCAUCAAUUCUAGUCACUGGUGCCCCUCUCACUCCCUCGCUAUUCGCAUGGACUCAGGAAGUUUUCGGGGACACUGUUCAUCUCUUCUCCACUUCGGGCGGUACUGACGUUUGUGGUGGAUUCUUGACAGGAACUCCCUGCCUGCCAUCAUACGCUGGGGAAUUGAAGGUCAAAGCUUUGGGAAUGAAAGUUGAGGUUUUUGACCCUGAGGGAAACAACAUCGAGCAUACCUCUGAGCCAGGCGAACUCGUUUGUACGCGACCCCAUCCGACGAUUCCUUUGUUCUUUUGGGGAGAUACUCCUGAUGGAAAGAAGUUACGAGAAACAUACUUUAGCACGUACCCAGGUUUCUGGCGGCAGGGUGAUUUCAUGGUCAUUAAUCCUAAAACUAAGGGAGCUAUAAUUCUUGGCCGCAGUGACGGUGUUUUAAAUCCAAGUGGGGUGCGGUUUGGCUCCGGCGAGAUAUACAACGUCAUGGGAAGGUUUUCCUCUACCGUGGAGGACUCUUUAUGUAUCGGUCAACGCCGUUUGAAGGACCUUAAUGAGCGAGUUCUUCUCUUCGUAAAAAUGCGACCAGGAAACAGUUUGUCUUCGACUUUGAUCAAUGACAUCAAAGACUCCAUACGUACAUGUCUGAGUUCACGGCACGUUCCUGCAUACAUAUUCGAGGUGGAUGACAUUCCAUAUACAGUCAAUGGGAAAAAGAUUGAAAUCGCAGUGAAGCAGAUUGUAUCUGGGUCCAGUUUGAAGCCGAGCGGUACUGUAGCAAAUCCUGAAUCGCUCAGAUUGUACCAAAAGUACGUGAAUCUGGAGGAUUUGGUCAACGCAACGUCGAAAUUAUAAUGUUGUCAUUAGUCCAUAAAUUUCAUUCCAUGAAUAUACUCGUCGGGGUAACGUGGAAAUAGAUUAGCUUCAAAUUGAUUUGAAUUUCUU